AUGUGCUAUAUACUCCCCUACCUGUUUAGUGAUGGUUAUUGUGCGAGAGAAGAUCGCUAUAGGGGAAUACCUUACUCGCCUUUAUGUAUUGGACAGUGGGUUUUACCUAAGUUUAUUGCGAAGAAUUCUAAAGGAGCCGCUCCGGUGUUUAUGGCUGGUGAUAGUACUUCUCCCUUAGCCAAUAUCACUCCUGCAAGUUCUGCUAGAAAUUGGCCUACCACAUCAAUGGACUGUCACCCUAUCAACAAGCGAAAACCUAACUUCUUUGCUCCACACAUAUUAAACCGAGCGACACGAAAUUGCCUAGCAACUCAUCCACUUCGACCGGAAAUUCUCAACUAUGUUCUCUGGCAAGACAAGGGCAAAAGAGAGUCUUACCUAAGACUAUGUAUCGAGUACUCCGAGAACUUGAUUGUAGUCCGAGACGGCCUAGAUAGUCUUAGCAACCCCAUAAUAAGAACGGACUAUCUAUCCGGAAUUCUCCGACUAGAACGAAGACUAUUGAAUGUUAGAGUGCUACGACAUGCUGAUAGAUCGGAGAGGGAUAUUCAUGAUAUCAGUUUCCCCCUACAAUCAUUGAACAGACCGUCCUACACCCUGGGCUCCAUCGAUCGUUUCAGUAGGAUGAUGUCCCUGCUCGUGUGGAGCAGCAGGCGGAGUUGUGUUUCUAUGACGGAGCUACUCUGGAUGAUACUUACUAAGGUCUACGGAGUGGACCCCGCACAGGGCGCACUGGCAGUAAUUAGGACUGAUGGAUACAUUGGCAUUGUUGCACGGCUUGAUAAUGCAGUGAAAUUGGAUGAAUAUCUGAAGCAGUGA
This is a messenger RNA of Penicillium lagena, 819 nucleotides long. RefSeq lists its product as uncharacterized. The coding region runs from base 1 to 819 and encodes 272 amino acids. The transcript has 5 exons. Lineage: Eukaryota; Fungi; Ascomycota; Eurotiomycetes; Eurotiales; Aspergillaceae. The record is from RefSeq and is a predicted model, not a curated record.